AUGCUUCUUUCCAAGACAGAGGCAUCCUAUCUAUCUGAAUCUAUCAAACCUGCCACUGAAAGUGCUCACCCUCUACGUGCCGAUGGACGUCCGCUACUCUCCUUUAGACCCAUCAACAUUAUCACCAAUGUUUCUGCCCAAGCCAAUGGAAGUGCUAGAUGUCAACUUUCGACAUCAUCAAGCAGAAUAUUAACUGAUGUCAUGGUAGGAUGGGCCAAGGUGGAAUGUACAGUCGAUUGUCCACCUGCUACUCUCAACACUUUAGCUUCAGAUCCAUCACCAAUGUAUACGAUUUAUUUGAAUUCGAUCUUUUCACCUUUAGGCUCUUCCAAGCAACUCAAAAUCUCUUCAACUCAAACAUGGGCUCUUUAUAUCGACGUGAUUGUGCUUUCGGCUUCAGCAGGAAAUCUGAUGGAUGUAAUGUGUUUGGCCGUUCGAGCUGCCCUAAGCGAUCUCAAGAUACCAAAAACUAAAGAACUCGGCUAUCAGAUUCAGAAACCUGCCCGGCCGACUAUUGAUGGAAUGGAGGUAGAUAUAUCAGCUGAUAAAAGUGAAGGAAUGGAUGAUGUUGGAAUCAAGAGCUUUUUGAAAAGUCGGAAACCAUUGGUUGCUGGUACACAUGGGCCUGGUGGUGGCAAAGCAAUUAACUUUGAACUGCAAGAUACCGAUGGAAAUCUUGGUGACCGAUUGAUCAAUAAAGACGAUAUACCCGUGGUGAUUACUGUCAAUGUGGUAUGUCUUCAAUACUCGUACGGCUAA
Molecule: messenger RNA, 759 nt
Organism: Melampsora larici-populina 98AG31
Lineage: Eukaryota; Fungi; Basidiomycota; Pucciniomycetes; Pucciniales; Melampsoraceae
Exons: 3
Coding region: 1-759 (252 amino acids)
Biological process (GO): nuclear polyadenylation-dependent rRNA catabolic process; TRAMP-dependent tRNA surveillance pathway; U5 snRNA 3'-end processing
Cellular component (GO): nuclear exosome (RNase complex); cytoplasmic exosome (RNase complex)
Source: RefSeq, a predicted model, not a curated record